Molecule: messenger RNA, 3179 nt
Organism: Gossypium raimondii (Peruvian cotton)
Lineage: Eukaryota; Viridiplantae; Streptophyta; Magnoliopsida; Malvales; Malvaceae
Product: protein EXECUTER 1, chloroplastic
Exons: 13
Coding region: 384-2435 (683 amino acids)
Biological process (GO): singlet oxygen-mediated programmed cell death; response to singlet oxygen
Cellular component (GO): thylakoid membrane
Source: RefSeq, a predicted model, not a curated record
UCACUCACUGUUUUUCUUUUUCUGUCUUUGCCCUUUUCAGCGAAAAAAAAUCCUAAGCCAUAAAUUAUAUUUUUUAAUAUAAAUACCAGAAGUAGUAUUUUUACCAGAAGUGUUAAAGUACGUAACGCAACCAAAACUUGCUUUAUCUCUAAAUUGCAUACUCUCUCUACGCUCACCACCACCAGUCGCCACCCUCACCACUGCCGCUUCCGCCACCUCUUUUUCUCUUCUUUUCACAAAUCAAAUACCCAAACCCCAAACUUCUUCCUUUCCCACUCUAUUCAAAUUCAUCCUUUUCUGGGAAAAUUAUAACUGAAUUUUCUUCCCCUCCUUCCCUGAAAGAAACGAAGAAGAAAUUUUAGUACGAAAGCAAAGAUAAAGAUAUGGCUUCAAUCCCAACUCCUUCACCUGGUAAUCUCACAUUCCCGAGCCAUCAGUUUCCGUCUUUUAAAAGAUCGUUUUAUUACCCGCCGGCGAGGUUCCCCGAUUCCACUCUGUGCCGCUGCUCCGAUAACUCUUCCGACAACAAUUCCGUUAGCUGGAGGUGGGACUCCGCCGUUGUAGACGUUAUCAAGAGUGCCGUCAAACGAUUCGAUUCGUACUUGAACCCUUUCCGUAAACACCCCGCGGAAACCGGCGGCGUUUCUGAGAACCGACGGCGGCGACGAGACGAAGAGGGAGAUUGGGAUUGGGAUCAAUGGAAAAAGCACUUCGAACAAGUCGAUGAACAAGAACGGCUCCUGUCCCUUUUGAAGGCACAGUUAUAUGAAGCUGUAUGUAAAGAAGAUUAUGAGGAUGCUGCUAGGUUAAAAGUUGCAAUUGCAGCUGCUUCUACAAAUGACACUGUUGGCAGAACCAUGUCCCAUUUAAAUAAAGCAGUAGUGGAAGAACGUUUCGAGGAUGCAGCAUUUUUACGAGACACUGCCGGUACUGGGUUGGUUGGAUGGUGGGCUGGUCUAUCCGAUGAUACCAAAGAUCCUCACGGUCUAAUUAUACGUAUAACUGCCGAGCAUGGCAGAUAUGUCGCUAGGAGUUUUAGUCCUAGGCAACUCACUACUGCAUCGGCUGGUAUGCCCUUAUUUGAGAUCUUUCUUACUGUAAACAAGAAAGGUGAAUACAAACAGCAGGCAGUGUACUUGAAAAAGAGAAGGGUUUUCCCAGAUCCUUCAAAGGUGUCUUCUAAAACAUCAGGAGCCACAAGUCGCAGGGUUCCAUCAGUCACCAGUGAAGACAAAAGUGAUCUUUUUGUUGUGAGUACAGAAGAUGAUGAAGAUGGUGAUUAUGAAGAUGAUGAUGAUGAUGAUGAUGUUGCAGAAGAUGGAUCUGAUGUGGGUGAGGGACUAACUAGUUUUCAGAAUUUACUGCAAGAUAUGAUUCCUGGGGUGAAGGUCAAGGUCUUGAAAGUCAGUGCACCCGGGAAAGUGGACCAAGAUUUUAUAUCUAAGGUGAUUGAGCAGAUCAUUGAUGAAGACGACGAAGAUAAAGAUGCUGAGGUGGAAAGUAUAGAAUUGGAUGAUGAACUUAAGAGUGAAAAUGACCAUGAGAGAGAUCAGUUUGAGAUGGAUGUUGAUAGUGGGUUUAUUGAUAGUGAUAAGCGAGGUGAAAUUGCAGUUAAAGUUGUCGUUGGUGGUCUUGUAGAAAAACUUUCUGGCAGUGUACCUGCAUUGGACUCAGUUAGAGUGCCUGCUAAGCUAGUGAAAAAGGGGCAACUAACAUUUUCAUUUUCUAUAGAAGAAGACGUAAACCAACAAGUUUCUAGUCUCAAGACAAAGGGUUCGACGGAUAGGAAACCAAAGGCUCAAAGCCAACGUAGCGUAGAUAACAUAAUGUUUGAUCUUGCUAAAUUUAUUGGCAGUGGCAGAGACAAGAUACCUUUGAAGGUGCUGAAAGAUGUUGGCGAAUUAAUAAAUCUCACUCUCAAUCAAGCUCAAAAUCAUCAACCACUAUCUGGAUCAACAACUUUCCAUCGCAUUGAAACUUCAGCAUCACCAGAUCCUCUAAACGGACUAUAUGUCGGUGCGCAUGGGCUUUACACUUCUGAAGUCAUUCAUCUUAGACGCAAAUUUGGCCAGUGGCAAGGGGAUAGUGGGACUAAGGAGCCUUCAGAUCUUGAAUUUUAUGAAUAUGUGGAAGCUGAAAAACUAACCGGGGAUCCUUAUGUGCCAGCAGGCCAGGUGGCAUUUCGAGCCAGAGUUGGUAAAAGAUAUCAGCUCCCACAUAAAGGAAUAAUUCCUGAAGAAUUUGGAGUGGUUGCUCGAUAUAAAGGACAAGGGAGGCUUGCUGAGCCAGGCUUUCGAAAUCCACGAUGGGUUGAUGGUGAACUUGUCAUUCUUGAUGGGAAGUACAUCAAAGGAGGGCCUGUUGUCGGAUUUGUAUACUGGGCUCCUGAAUAUCACUUCUUGGCGUUCUUCAAUCGACUAAGACUUCAACCAUAGUUGGCUGUACAUAAUAAUCGAGCAUGUUUAUUAUUUGGUUCGGAUAGCUUGGGUCUUCAUUUAGGCCUAUGUUGCUCGGACUCUUCAUUUUCUUGCAGUACCCAUGUAUAGCACUUGGUGUCUGACACACGGAUAUGGUGAUAUGACCUCAUGGGUCCUCUAAAUAUGUGGAAAAACUCAGAAAAGACUAACCAUACCCGUGGCAGAUACAUACCCGUAUUCAGCACUCACACUCGAAUCCGUGUAACAUAGAUUUAGGCAUCAAAAUAGUCAGCGAUCAGUUCAACAUGAUAUUUGUCACCCUAUAGUAUAGCAGCAAAAAGAAUGGCAGAGAUUUUGGGAUACAUAUGGACACCAUUGGAGUUUCUCCAGAUUCAGCAACAACAAAAAGAAAGGUAUUUGAGCAGCCUAGGUUCUUGAAAAUUCCUUUCCUAUGUAGUAAGUUUGCAUCAAAUACCCAAAUUUAGAGCCCUAUCUGAAUCAUCGUAGCCAGCCAUAGUUAUAGCUUUGAGUUGCUGUAAAUUCUACUAUUACUAUAAGUGGAGUUGAAAUGCUGAAAGGCUUGUCGAUAAUGGCCUUAUUUUGUGAUGCAACGCAGCUACCAGAUAAAGCUUCAUAGCUGAUAUGUCUGUCAUUACUUUUGAUUUCUAUUUUCUUUUUGCUCAAUUUUUCAUAUAUAUGAACAAUAGGUUUAAAUAGGUCAAGUUCUUUCAAAAAAGGAAAAAAGUUCAAGUUUUGCUAUUA